Messenger RNA from Wallemia mellicola CBS 633.66, 189 nucleotides. RefSeq lists its product as hypothetical. The record is from RefSeq and is a predicted model, not a curated record. NCBI's taxonomy places the organism in Eukaryota, Fungi, Basidiomycota, Wallemiomycetes, Wallemiales, Wallemiaceae. The transcript has a single exon. The annotation marks the transcript as partial.
CCUCAAUGCAACAGAGCAUUCGCUAGACAUUUUAAUAUGAAGCAGCAUAUGGAAACUCAUAAUCCUAUGCGUGUCAAACCAUUUUUAUGUGAGCACAGCUCUUGCGGUAAAAGGUUUUCUAGGAAGCACGAUCUUCUCAGACAUCAAACAUCAAUUCAUCAAAAACAUGCUAAAAACUGCACUGGAUGU